GAUCCCCAGGGUGGACCUGGAGGGGUGCUCGCCGGAUGGAGCCAGCGGACUUGGAGCCGCGGGGCAGGAGGGAUGGCCCAACGGCCCUGGCGCUGAGCGCGGCGGUGGCGGCGCUGGUGGCCGGCCUGUUCCUGCUGCAGGGAGAGGACGCAGGGCCGGGGGCGGGCGCUAGCAUGGCCGAGAUAGAGGCGCUGCCGAAGCUUCGGGAAGACUUCAGGAUGCAGAAUAAAUCUGUUUUUAUUCUGGGCGCCAGUGGGGAAACCGGUAAAGUGCUCUUAAAAGAAAUCCUGGUGCAGAAUCUGUUUUCUAAAGUCACACUUAUUGGCCGGAGGAAGCUCACUUUCCAUGAGGAGGCUUAUAAAAAUGUGAAUCAAGAAGUGGUGGACUUUGACAAAUUGGAUGACUACGCUUCUGCCUUUCAAGGUCAUGAUGUUGGAUUCUGUUGCCUGGGUACCACCAGGGGAAAAGCUGGGGCGGAAGGGUUUGUUCGUGUUGAUCGUGAUUACGUCCUGAAGUCUGCAGAGCUGGCAAAGGCUGGAGGAUGCAAACACUUCAGCUUGCUGAGUUCUAAAGGAGCUGAUAAAUCGAGCAACUUUUUAUAUCUGCAAGUUAAGGGAGAAGUGGAAGCCAGGGUUGAAGAAUUAAAAUUUGAUCGUUACUCAAUAUUUAGGCCUGGAGUUCUUUUAUGUGAGAGGCAAGAAUCUCGCCCAGCUGAAUGGUUGGUUAGGAAAUUCUUUGGCUCCUUACCAGCAUCUUGGGCCAGUGGGCACGCUAUUCCUGUGGUGACCUUGGUUAGAGCGAUGCUGAACAAUGCAGUGAGACCAAGCGACAACAAGAAAGAACUACUGGAGAAUAAAGCCAUCCUUGACCUGGGAAAAGCCGGUGGCCCUCUCAAGCCUUGACCACACUGAGGAAUACUUUAUUGUAACACCUCAACAGUCACCACC
This is a messenger RNA of Condylura cristata (star-nosed mole), 947 nucleotides long. It is a transcript of the gene HTATIP2, whose product is annotated as HIV-1 Tat interactive protein 2, 30kDa. The transcript is spliced from 6 exons. Gene Ontology annotation, cellular component: cytoplasm. Gene Ontology annotation, biological process: import into nucleus. The record is from RefSeq and is a predicted model, not a curated record. NCBI's taxonomy places the organism in Eukaryota, Metazoa, Chordata, Mammalia, Eulipotyphla, Talpidae. The coding region runs from base 36 to 902 and encodes 288 amino acids.